UUAACAGUCAUGGCGGGGAAUGGGCGCGAGGGAUUUACACACAGAAACUAACGUUUAUUUACGGGUUUAUUUGUUUAUUUAUUACUGACUCUAUAUAUAUAUAUAAUUGCACAGAAUGACCCAGGCUGUUGUUAUUCAAGUGGGUCAGUGUGGGAACCAGGUGGGCUGCAGGUUCUGGGAUCUGGCACUCCGAGAACACGCACACGUCAACAAGAGAGGAGUCUAUGACCAGGCACUGAGCAGCUUCUUCAGGAACGUCGACCCCAGGAGGAGUGAUGGAGGUGGAGGAGCUCCUGGAAGCAGGAUCACAGCACUGAAAGCUCGAGCGGUGUUAAUAGACAUGGAGGAGGGUGUUCUCUCUCAGGUCCUCUCUGGUCCCCUAAAGCAGCUCUUCAGCUCCACUCAACUCAUCAGCAACUCCUACGGCUCCGGGAACAACUGGGCAGUGGGACAUCAUACGUAUGGUUGUGUGUACCGUGAGCAGAUUGUGGAUCAGAUCCGGCGAGCAGCAGAACACUGUGACUGUCUGCAGUGUUUCUUCCUUAUUCACUCUAUGGGGGGAGGGACCGGGUCAGGCUUGGGGACGUGUGUGUUACGGCUCCUGGAGGACGAGUUCUCGGAUGUGUGCCGGAUGGUGACAGCGGUUUAUCCGUCUGCUGAAGAUGAUGUCAUCACCUCGCCGUAUAACAGCGUGCUGGCCAUGAAGGAGCUGACUGAGCAUGCUCACUGCGUCCUGCCUGUGGAGAACCAGUCUCUGAUGGACAUCGUGAGUAAGAUCGAGCUGAUGAGUCGCGGCAGCGCGGUGAAGAAGGACUGCAGUGUGAUGUCAGGCAGAGGGGGCGUGGCCUCGUCACAGAAACCGUUUGAUGCCAUGAACAACAUCGUAGCUAACCUGUUACUGAGCAUCACCAGCUCCUCUCGGUUUGAAGGUUCUCUCAACGUGGAUCUGAGUGAGAUCGCCAUGAACCUGGUCCCGUUUCCACGGUUACACUACCUGGUGUCCAGCCUCACACCCCUGUACACACUCGCUGAUGUGAACGUCCCCACACGCAGACUUGAUCAGAUGUUCAGUGAUGCGUUCAGUAAGGAGCACCAGCUGAUGACCUCUGACCCCAGGCGGGCGGUGUACCUGGCGUGUGCGCUCAUGCUCAGGGGGAACGUCCAGGUGUCUGACCUGCGCAGAAACAUUCAGAGACUCAGGCCCACGCUGUCGUUCGUGCCGUGGAAUCAGGAAGGUUGGAAGACCGGAGUGUGUUCAGUUCCUCCUGUAGGCCACGCCCACUCUCUACUGGCUCUGGCCAACAACACGUGUGUGAGAGCGUCGUUCACUGAGCUGAGGGAGCGCUUCACACGCCUGUACCGCAAGAAGGCUCACCUGCACCACUACGUGUGUGUGGACGGGAUGGAGGUGUCGGGGUUCAGCGAGGCUCUACACUCCCUCUCUGACCUCAUAGAGCAGUACGACUCCCUGACCACGCCCACAGACACGCCCACCCACACUGCACCACGCCUGUCCAUCGCCACAUAGGCGUCACUGUGUGUGUGUGUGUGUGUGUGUGUGUGUGUGUGUGUGUGUGUGUUUCUCCAUCUGGACUCCCAGCAUUGAUGUACACACCUUACACAGUGGGACUGAACACACACACACAUACACACACACAUCUGUCUCUCUCUCUCUCUCUCUCACUGCUACUGUCUCGCUCUAUAAGUCUCACCCUCUCCAUGUCUG
Clarias gariepinus (North African catfish) is the source of this 1726-nucleotide messenger RNA. It is a transcript of the gene tube1, whose product is annotated as tubulin, epsilon 1. The transcript has 12 exons. Bases 116 to 1528 code for a protein of 470 amino acids. Gene Ontology annotation, cellular component: microtubule; cytoplasm. Lineage: Eukaryota; Metazoa; Chordata; Actinopteri; Siluriformes; Clariidae. Gene Ontology annotation, biological process: microtubule cytoskeleton organization; mitotic cell cycle. Gene Ontology annotation, molecular function: GTP binding; structural constituent of cytoskeleton. The record is from RefSeq and is a predicted model, not a curated record.